Messenger RNA from Glycine soja, 1207 nucleotides. Its product is annotated as serotonin N-acetyltransferase 1, chloroplastic-like. The coding region runs from base 119 to 868 and encodes 249 amino acids. The record is from RefSeq and is a predicted model, not a curated record. The transcript has 8 exons. Gene Ontology annotation, cellular component: cytoplasm. Gene Ontology annotation, molecular function: N-acetyltransferase activity. Lineage: Eukaryota; Viridiplantae; Streptophyta; Magnoliopsida; Fabales; Fabaceae.
CGCAUACCAUCAUCAUCAUCUUCAUCUACAUACAUGCAUCAUCAGUCAUCAACUGAUAACUAUCUCUGAGUGUUGGGUGGACAACACUGACACGCAUCAUCUCUCUCACAUUCUCAAAAUGCUAACCUUCAAUCUCAAUGCUAUCUCUUCUUCGUUCUCAGUUGUUCCAUUUCAUGCCAAUUAUCCACUGUCUACUCAAACCCAAUUGUUAGUUCCUUCCAAUCUUAGUUACUCCUUUGCUACAACAGGAACCAGAAAGUUCAAGUCUUUCCAGCUCAAGGCUGGAUUUUGGGAAUCAAUUAAAUCUGGGUUGAUGAAGAAUAACUCCAUGCAAGUCAUUGAUCCACCCUCUGCAGAUGAAGAAGACGAAGAACCUCUGCCUCAAGAGUUUGUUCUUGUGGAAAAGACAGAACCCGAUGGUACAAUUGAGCAAAUAAUAUUCUCUUCAGGUGGAGAUGUUGAUGUUUAUGAUCUUCAAGCCCUCUGUGACAAGGUAGGGUGGCCACGUAGACCAUUGUCAAAAUUAGCUGCCGCUUUGAAAAAUAGCUAUAUAGUGGCCUCACUGCAUUCUAUAAGAAAGUCACCUGGGUCAGAGGGGAAUGAACAGAAGAGAUUAAUUGGCAUGGCCCGUGCUACGUCUGACCAUGCCUUCAAUGCCACAAUUUGGGAUGUCCUAGUUGAUCCUGGCUACCAGGGCCAAGGUCUUGGUAAAGCUCUUAUAGAGAAACUGAUUCGAACUCUUCUGCAAAGGGACAUUGGCAAUAUAACUCUGUUUGCAGAUAGUCAAGUUGUGGAAUUUUAUCGCAAUUUAGGCUUUGAAGCUGACCCAGAGGGCAUAAAAGGCAUGUUUUGGUACCCGAAUCACUAAUUGCAACCCUACCAAAGCUUGUUUUUGGAUUAUGUUAACAUUGCAAUUUGCAACCAUGAAAUAUACAACGACAGAAGCAGUGACAAAUUUAUCUAUCACUUGUAAUACGAAAGUAUAAAGAUUGUACGUCAAUCCUGUAAUUAUUGUGUUUUAGGUGUUUGUAAGUUAUUCACUUCUUAAAAAAGUUUUGCAACUUUUCGAACAGAUGAUCAUGAGUCUUUGAUUAUGCCUGCUUGAUAUUUGUCUGAAAUCCGUCAGUGACUACUUACUGAUUUUUUAAUGUUUUUUUUCAGUUUUGGAUGAAUUGUUGUACUAUAUAAAUUAGUGGUUUUCUUCUGU